Molecule: messenger RNA, 1042 nt
Organism: Pectinophora gossypiella (pink bollworm)
Lineage: Eukaryota; Metazoa; Arthropoda; Insecta; Lepidoptera; Gelechiidae
Gene: Rrp42
Product: exosome complex component RRP42
Exons: 7
Coding region: 89-1021 (310 amino acids)
Biological process (GO): U4 snRNA 3'-end processing; nuclear polyadenylation-dependent rRNA catabolic process; U1 snRNA 3'-end processing
Cellular component (GO): nuclear exosome (RNase complex); cytoplasmic exosome (RNase complex)
Source: RefSeq, a predicted model, not a curated record
GUACAAAACAAUGCUAGAUUUACCAUUUGCUGGCAGACGAUAAUAAAUUUACUGAAUUUAUUUGUUAUUAGAUAAGAAAUAACAUACAAUGGCCGGCCUGUUGCUAAGUCCUACAGAAAAAGUGUUUAUCCUUCAUGGUGUUCAAGAUGACUUCCGUUCAGAUGGCAGGUCAAAUAUUGACUACAGGCCAUUGGAACUGGAGACAGACGUAGUGAGUCAUGCUAGUGGUUCAGCGCGACUACGGCUAGCCAACACAGACAUCCUCGUUGGUGUAAAAACAGAGAUAGAUGUGCCUAAACCAGACCUGCCCAACUUAGGAAAGUUAGAGUUCUUCGUUGACUGCUCAGCAAAUGCCACUCCAGAAUUUGAAGGUCGUGGAGGUGAACAGCUGGCUAGCAGCAUAUCCAAUAUGCUGCAGAAAGCAUACCACUCCUCACAGGCAUUUAAUCUGAAACAGCUCUGCAUACUUGAGGGAAAACAGUGCUGGAAACUUUACAUUGACAUUUUGAUACUAGAAUGCGGUGGCAAUUUAUGUGAUGCUGUAUCUUUAGCAGUCAAAGCUGCACUGUACAACACGAGAAUACCAUUUGUAAAAGCAGCACUUAUGGAUGGAGGAAAUGUGGAUUUGACCCUCUCAGAUGACCCAUAUGAUAGUAAGUUGUUGGAUGUGGGCACUGCUCCCCUAUUGGUAACUCUAUGUAAAAUCGGCGACAAAUGCGUGGUGGACCCUUCGGCGGAAGAAGAGAGUUGCAGUGUGAUAUCACUUGUGGUCGGCAUCACGGGGAACCCUCGGUGCUACUGUGAUAGAAAGGAUGCAGACAAGGUGCCUAAUCUAGAGGGGAAGUGUAGCACGAUAGCAAUGAAUGGCGCUGGCAGUGUCGCGCCCAAGACUUUGAAAGACGCUAUCCAUCAAGGCAUUAUUGCAGCUAAAGCUCUUGAUGAAGCAUUGGGAGACGCUUUGAUAAGAGAGCAGGAAGAAAAAGUAGGCUUCAAAAAACAUUCCUAUGGCUUCCUAAAAUAAAUGUUACAGCUUUAAUAAAAA